CCUCAUUGCACACCACUCGGGCAGAUUUCACUUGGGAUUUCUGUUUCUGCGUCAGUGACGAAGAGGGUGGAUUCUGCGAUUGCACACCCCUCGCCCUCGCCCUCGCUGUAGCCUCUCGCUCGCUGCCUCGCCCUCGCCCUCGCCCUCGCCUCUCGGUCGGAAGCUGGGGAGGUCGCAUCUGUGGCUACUGGAUCUGACUCUCUAACUCUUGCUCUCGCUGGGUGACUGGGUCGCUCGCCUCUCUGCAUUGCCAUUGGGACACUUUGGUUCAAUCUUUGAGCCAGGCAGUGGCCAGUGGGCAUCCCUUCAUACUCUAGAGACCAAGAGACUAGAGAUUAUUCAGAACCAGAAUAAGGGAAGGGUAUUCUCUGAGAGAGAGAGAGAGAGAGAGAUUUCACAGCAAGGAAAAACUUUGAGCUGAUUCACUACAAUGGAGUAUCGAAAAAUUAAAGAUCAGGAUAAAGAUGGGGGUGCCAUUGUUGAUGAUAUAGAGAACCCACGUGGGAAACCUCUUUUGAGUGUCCCUAACAUGGCCAGCUUAGGAGGCAGCCCCAGUGAACGGUCAAAGUGGAAGCGCAAGUCAAUUGUUACACUUGCAUUGACUUUUCUUACAAGUUCACAGGCAAUAUUGAUUGUCUGGUCCAAGAGAGCUGGAAAAUAUGAGUACAGUGUUACUACUGCAAACUUCUUGGUAGAGGCUUUGAAAUGCGCAUUGUCACUUGCAGCCUUAGUAAGAAUCUGGAGAAAAGAAGGUGUUACUGAUGAUAACAGGUUGAGUACAACUUGGGAUGAAGUUAGUGUUUACCCAAUACCUGCUGCCCUUUACCUCAUCAAAAAUUUGCUUCAGUAUUACAUCUUUGCUUAUGUGGAUGCCCCAGGGUAUCAGAUACUGAAGAACCUGAAUAUCAUUAGCACUGGUGUGUUGUACCAGAUUAUUCUUAAGAAGAAGUUAAGCGAGAUUCAAUGGGCUGCAUUUGUGUUAUUAUGUGCAGGAUGCACUACGGCACAGCUUAAUUCUUCUUCUGAUCGAGUACUUCAAACUCCUUUGCAAGGUUGGGUGAUGGCCAUUGUUAUGGCCCUUCUAAGUGGUUUUGCAGGAGUUUACACAGAGGCUAUAAUUAAAAAACGGCCUUCAAGGAACAUAAAUGUACAGAACUUCUGGUUAUAUGUUUGUGGAAUGGGCUUCAAUGCAAUUGCAAUAUUGAUUCAAGAUUUUGAUGCUGUUGCGAACAAGGGGUUCUUCCAUGGAUAUUCGUUGAUUACAACUCUGAUGAUUCUUAACCAUGCUCUAAGUGGCAUUGCCGUGUCAAUGGUCAUGAAGUAUGCUGACAAUAUUGUGAAGGUGUAUUCUACAUCAGUGGCGAUGCUGCUGACAGCAGUUGUUUCCGUGUUUCUAUUUGGGUUUCAUCUCUCCCUUGCCUUUUUCCUUGGCUCAACUGUGGUGUCGGUCUCAGUAUAUCUACACUCCAUAGGAAAGGUGCAAAGAUAGAUAGCGACGGGCUCGCCUCAUCCAUCUUCCCCAGCCAAAUCGCCGGUGGCCUCUCUCUCAAUAUCUUUUGUCUCUAAGUCUGUUUUACCUGUUUACGGUCCUGAACUUGCCUGUUCUGAUAUGAUACCAAACAUGGAUAGGGGGUUUUGGGUUUUCUUAUUGUUUUCUCAACAUUAAUGAAUUCAUUCUACUCGCUUCCAAGAAACAGAUGUCCAUUGCAUGAUCCACUCUGGUUGACAAAAAAUUUCAUCUCUCUUAACAAAUAGAUGUCAUGAAUAAAAGGUUUGUGCUUUAGCUA
Diospyros lotus (date-plum) is the source of this 1787-nucleotide messenger RNA. Its product is annotated as CMP-sialic acid transporter 4-like. The transcript has 17 exons. Bases 431 to 1489 code for a protein of 352 amino acids. NCBI's taxonomy places the organism in Eukaryota, Viridiplantae, Streptophyta, Magnoliopsida, Ericales, Ebenaceae. The record is from RefSeq and is a predicted model, not a curated record. Gene Ontology annotation, cellular component: Golgi membrane. Gene Ontology annotation, molecular function: pyrimidine nucleotide-sugar transmembrane transporter activity. Gene Ontology annotation, biological process: pyrimidine nucleotide-sugar transmembrane transport.